AUGGAAGAUGAAAGCCACACCAAUUCGUCAAAUGGGUUCAUCACAGCAAGCCCCGAAAGCCCGUCCUUAAAAUCAUGCAAUAAUAGCAACAGCACCAAUAGCAGCAACAGUAACAACAACAAAGAACAAGAUCGCUUUCUUCCUAUAGCCAAUGUGGGAAGAAUCAUGAAAAAGGCCAUCCCUGGCAAUGGAAAAAUCUCCAAGGAUGCAAAAGAAACAGUUCAAGAGUGUGUGUCUGAGUUCAUCAGCUUCGUCACAGGCGAAGCCUCAGACAAAUGCCAAAGGGAAAAGAGAAAGACUAUCAAUGGAGAAGACAUCAUUUGGGCCAUCACAACCCUAGGAUUUGAGGACUAUGUCGAGCCCUUAAAAUCCUAUCUCCAAAAAUAUAAAGAGAUUGAAGGAGAGAAGCUCAACAUUCCCAAGCAACAACGUCCUGAACAAAAGCUACAUCCUCAGCACCAAGACCAAAAUAACAAUCUACCUUUAAGUAGUAGUGUAUAUUCCUCUCCCACUCUCAUUUCUCAGUCAUCUUAUGUACCCACGGAUCAACUAUUUUCCCUACCAUUCUCCCCAAAUUCGAUUCAGAAACAGUUACAACAGCAAGACCAAAUCGAUUCUGUUGGACAAUGGUAA
Vigna unguiculata (cowpea) is the source of this 633-nucleotide messenger RNA. RefSeq lists its product as uncharacterized. Gene Ontology annotation, biological process: regulation of transcription by RNA polymerase II. Gene Ontology annotation, cellular component: nucleus; CCAAT-binding factor complex. The record is from RefSeq and is a predicted model, not a curated record. NCBI's taxonomy places the organism in Eukaryota, Viridiplantae, Streptophyta, Magnoliopsida, Fabales, Fabaceae. Gene Ontology annotation, molecular function: protein heterodimerization activity; RNA polymerase II cis-regulatory region sequence-specific DNA binding; DNA-binding transcription activator activity, RNA polymerase II-specific.